Molecule: messenger RNA, 671 nt
Organism: Alosa sapidissima (American shad)
Lineage: Eukaryota; Metazoa; Chordata; Actinopteri; Clupeiformes; Clupeidae
Gene: pierce1
Product: chromosome 8 C9orf116 homolog
Exons: 3
Coding region: 142-534 (130 amino acids)
Biological process (GO): axoneme assembly
Cellular component (GO): axonemal microtubule
Source: RefSeq, a predicted model, not a curated record
UCACAUAACUACGAGGUGUUUGUAGCAACCAGGAUUCUUCAUUCGGUUACAUUUGCCCAGGCUACUUCUUCAACUCGGUGUUUUAACCUGAACAUAUUUUAAGUGUAGAAUUAUUUUCUGGUUAGUGAACGUCGGUGCUAGAUGGACAAGGAGGACAGUCAGGAGGUCGAAAAUGUCCCGCUUAAAACCAGUGAUGUGUACAAAGUUGAUAAAAGUCUUCCUGAGAGGUUUAACCAUCCUGACUGCUUCCGAGGCUACAGCAAGAGGGUGAACAUUCCACUCUACCAGACCACAAACCAAAUAUACGGCAGCAAGAAACCUACAGUCCAUGAAAUGCCUGUGACUUUCAACGGGAGUUAUCGCAAAUUUUCUGACCCUCUGCUGAAGAGCGGAAUGUACCGAGAUAACGGUUUCAACACGUCCCUGGAGAAGAGCAUCGUUUCGCGGCCAGGCACCACCCCCCUCCUCCCCGCUCCACACCACCCCCCCCUCUCCUGCCAGGCCCACGCCAAGGAGGGAGUGAGCAAGCCAUGAGAUGUGUGUGUGUGUGUGUGUGUGUGUGUGUGUGUACAUCUGGCUCGGUGGCGGGACUUUACACGCUGCCACACUGCACCUGCUCCUUUGGAUGAAGCUCAAUAAACACUGGACCUGUGAUGUCACGCCAUGACUUA